AUGGCGGAAGUGGAGGCAAACGGCGACGGCGACGGCGAAGCCGGUGUUCCAUCGCCGAAGUCGCAAACACAAGAUUCCACUGAAAACAACGGAAACUCCUCAGAGCCAGUACUUUCGAAGAGCGCACUGAAGAAACAAGCGAGACAACAAAGAUGGGAGGCAAAGAAGGUAGAGAAGAAAGCAGCGGCGAAGGAACAGAAGAAGAAGGAAACCGAACGGAAACGGAUGGAGUGGGAAGAAAGCCUCGCCAGUAUGCCGGAGGAUGAAAGAACGAAAUUCAUCGAAUCAAGGAUUAGUAUCCGUAAGGAGAGAGUGGAGCAGCAAGCAUUGGAGAAAAACAGCAAGAAAGAGAGACUCAGUAAGGGUAAAGAACAUGGACAAAACGUUGUAAUUGAUCUUCAGUUCUCGCAUCUCAUGACUCCAUCAGAAAUUCGCAGUCUCGUUCAACAGAUAAUGUAUUGCUAUGCGGCGAAUGGAAGGUGUGAGUCCCCCGCACAUCUUUGGCUAACAAGCUGCGAAGGAGAAAUGGAUAAUCAAUUGAAAAAGAUACCGGGAUUUGAUAAGUGGAUAAUUGAGAAGGAAAGUAAGCCUUAUAUUGAAGCAUUGCAAGAUCGUAAGGAUGAUUUGGUGUAUCUGACGGCUGAUUCAGAGACUGUUCUUGAAGAGCUUGAUUUGAAGAAGAUAUAUAUAAUUGGCGGGUUGGUGGAUAGGAAUAGGUGGAAAGGGAUAACUAUGGAGAAAGCACAAGAGCAAGGAAUUCAAACGGCUAAACUCCCUAUUUCUAAUUUCUUGAAGAUGUCUAGUUCUCAGGUUCUUACUGUGAAUCAAGUUGUAGAAAUACUACUCAAGUUCAUUGAGACAAGGGACUGGAAAACUUCUUUCUUUGCAGUUAUCCCUCAGAGGAAAAGAUCUCAAGCAGAUUCAGAGGGAAAUGCAGAUAAUAAUGUAGCGGAUGAAGAAGAGGAAGAAGAGUGUGAACAAAAAGGAAGAGUGUGA
Lathyrus sativus (Indian pea) is the source of this 996-nucleotide messenger RNA. The record is from the annotation of a GenBank genome assembly. NCBI's taxonomy places the organism in Eukaryota, Viridiplantae, Streptophyta, Magnoliopsida, Fabales, Fabaceae.